AUCUUUGUCUGACACAUGCAACCCUCUCGCUCUUGGUAUUAUUUUCAAAAGCAAAAAAGUAAUUUCCCCGUGAAAAUUGUGGUGAUUGCGUGUGUUUUGUGGCCCCCAAGUGAUGCCCCAAUGUACGGUGGUGGGCCCCAUGUGAUGCCCAGUGCGAUGUGUUGUGUGAAACGUACGCAAAAAGGUGCACAAAUACAUUUAGUGUGGUAGGGAAAAAUUCUUUUACGGGACGUUGACGAAUGCAGAGAAGAAAUAAUGGCAACAGCACUUCUCAGCUCGGAUAUUUCACGACGAAAUCCCCAGAAUGAGUAUGAGCUGAUCCAGAAGAUUGGCUCCGGCACCUAUGGGGAUGUGUACAAGGCAAAACGUCUUCAAAGCAAUGAUUUGGCUGCAAUUAAGGUCAUCAAAUUGGAUCCUGGUGAUGACAUUCAAAUAAUUCAGCAAGAAAUUAUUAUGAUGCGCGACUGUCGACAUCCCAAUAUUAUUGCAUACUACGGAAGCUACCUACGACGGGAUAAGUUGUGGAUUUGCAUGGAAUACUGCGGCGGUGGGAGUUUGCAGGAUAUCUAUCAAGUUACGGGUCCGCUGACGGAACAACAAAUUGCCUACAUGUGCCGUGAGACGCUCAAGGGUUUGGCGUAUUUGCACUCUCGCGGAAAGAUGCAUCGCGACAUUAAGGGGGCAAAUAUCCUUCUCACCGAGAGUGGGGAUGUUAAAUUGGCGGAUUUUGGCGUGUCAGCACAAAUAACGGCUACAAUCAAUAAAAGGCGCAGCUUUAUAGGAACUCCAUACUGGAUGGCUCCUGAAGUGGCCGCUGUGGAGCGGAAAGGUGGUUACAAUCAACUCUGUGAUAUUUGGGCAUGUGGUAUUACGGCUAUUGAAUUAGCUGAACUGCAGCCACCGAUGUUCGACAUGCAUCCAAUGCAAGCUCUCUUUGUGAUGUCCAAGAGUGGCUUUAAGCCACCAACGCUGAAGGAGAAGGAAAAGUGGUCAACGACAUUUCAUUCCUUCAUUAAAACAGCACUCACGAAGAAUCCGAAGAAACGACCAACGGCUGAGCGUCUACUUGAGCAUCAAUUUGUCGAGAAGGAAAUGCCAAUGAGGGUGGCACAAGAGCUCCUACAGAAGUACUAUAGUCCAAAUCAAUUCUACUUCUAUUCCGAUGGGGAUGAAGAAGGGGCUGUUGCGAAUGUUCCAAAGAGAAUUGCCAGCAAGAUGUCAUCGAGAUCCAAUGGUAUUCCAACUGGACAGAAUCAUACACUUAAAGCUAAUCCACCCACUCAAUGGAACAAUGAUCGCUCAUCGAGUCCUGAAACGUUACCAAGUGAUAUGAGUCUAUUGCAAUAUAUUGAUGAGGAACUGAAAUUAAGAGCGACAUUGCCGCUGAUGGAUACGAAAGAAGUGCUCGAUGGUGAAUGUUCAUGCUCACAUGGGCAUAUUUCGAGUAAUCACAAUGGUGGAGCACUGGGGCAGGUGACAGUACCACUCAGGGAGACAGCCCUUGUGGGAGUGGAGAGUAAUGAUGGAGGGGACCACCAGAAGGGACAUUGUCGCGGGGAGACGAAUCAGAAUGGAGCUGUUGAGAGUCCCCGACGGCAUAGUUCAAUGGAUCAACUGAUGGGAUUGCUCAAUGAGAUGGGUGUAUCGACGCGACAUAGGAGUUUGAGUGAUAGCGGUGGAGCUGCCGAUGAGGAUGUUGAGCGCGGGGAUGCAAUGCAGCCGGAUCUCCUCAAUAAUACACCCCCUGUGCCGCCAAAACGUUCCCACAGACGACGGCAUACCCCACCUAGACCCACAUCCAAUGGUCUACCACCAACACCAAAGGUUCACAUGGGUGCGUGUUUCAGUAAAAUCUUCAAUGGAUGCCCACUCAGUGUAAAUUGUACAGCAUCGUGGAUUCAUCCGGACACGCGGGAUCAGCAUCUUCUUAUUGGUGCCGAAGAGGGUAUCUUCAAUCUCAACAUGAAUGAACUUCAUGAUGCUGUGAUUGAUCAAGUUUAUCCGCGGCGAACAACGUGGCUGUAUGUCGUGAAGGAUGUCCUAAUGUCCCUGUCGGGAAAGAGCUCUCAGCUCUAUCGGCAUGAUCUCAUUGCAAUGCAUUCAAAGCAAACGCACAGAUUUUCCCUUCAUAUGAAUCGCAUUCCUGAGAAGCUUGUCCCGCGGAAGUUUGCCAUAACGACCAAAGUACCGGACACCAAGGGAUGUGUGCAGUGUUGUGUAACACGGAAUCCCUACAAUGGCUACAAAUACCUCUGUGGGGCACAACCAUCGGGGAUCUUUCUCAUGCAAUGGUAUGAUCCACUAAAUAAAUUUAUGUUACUGAAGCAAUGUGAAUGGCCAUCGGUGGGUGGUGGUGGCGGUAUGUCACCACAUACUCCGGUUUUUGAGAUGCUAAUCACCCCGGAGUUGGAAUACCCGCUCAUUUGUGUGGCAAUUAAAAAGGCCGUGGGGAUUGCACAUGGGGGUAUCAAGUUGGAUUUAAUAAAUAUGAAUAGUGGGGCAAGUUGGUUCCAUUCUGAUGAAUUGGAAUGCGAUGGAACGACAACAAUGGUACCCCGUAGGGAACCCCUAAAGGUGGUUAAAGUGCAUCAAUUGGAGAAGGACACAAUCCUUGUGUGUCAUGGAAAUACAAUUCACAUAGUCACAAUGAAUGGUAUGCUGAAGCAGAGCAAAAAAUUGGUGUCACAGCUCAAGUUUGAUUUUAGCAUCGAGAGCGUUGUUUGCCUGAAUGACAGUGUCUUGGCGUUUCAUAAAAAUGGAAUGCAAGGUAGAUCCUUGAGGAAUGGAGAGAUUACACAAGAAAUCACCGACAUGUGUCGCACAUAUCGACUUCUGGGGAGCGAUAAAGUUGUCGCUUUGGAGAGUCAAUUACUUCGUACUGGAUCCCUUGGGAGUGAGGAAGGACAUGAUUUGUACAUUUUAGCCGGGCACGAAGCCAGCUAUUGAGAAGUUAAAAAAAACAAACAAACAUGCAACUAAAAAAAAUCAUUUUCUCAUCUCCCUUUUAACUAAUUUUCUAAAUCACACAGACCUAUUAAAGGAAUUUAGUGAGUAAGUAAACAACAAAAAAUUAUAUUAUUGAUAAUAUAUUUCCGAAUGAAAAAAAAAUCAUAUUGCAAUUUAUUGAUAAUGAGCACAUAUAGAGAGAAAAAUUUUACGAAAAUAUUAUUAACUAAAAAAAUAAAUAAAUUUAAAUUAAGCGAAAAUGGGGAAAAGAGAAUUGAUGAGAUGGGAAGAUGCUAGAAAAUGCCACAAAUAUUUUGGGAUAGAGAAUGUACAGAGAAUGUGCUGUCGUGUAAUGUAAAUAGUUCUUGAUUAUAUGCGUAGAAUAGUUUUUAAGAAUUAAAAUGUUUUAUGGGAAAUAUUAUGCGCAAUGUGCGGAAGUUUUAAGAAAAAAAUGAGAUUUAUUCGUUAUUUUUUUAUUAUUUAAUUUUAUAAUAUUAAACAAAAAAACACACUUCGAGUCAUCGUUUGAUAUAUAUUUCGUAGUAUUUGAUAAUAAAGUAAUCUAUGUUUUUUUUUUAAUAAUAAUAAUAAUAAUUAAAAAUUAGGACGCGCUGAGAAAAGGGAAUUUAAAUUAAAAAUUGGGAUUGUAUAAAUUCGACAGAAUUACGAGAAAUAUGCGUUUGUGUCCUAUAUUUGGAUGUUUUUUUAUUAUUUAAUACAUUUUGAAGAAGAAAAAAAACAAUUUAUUUUGUAGAAUUGUUGUGUCUAUCGUUUAAAAAAAGUGUAAUGAGAAAAAAUCUAAUAAUACAAAAAAAUAAAUAAAAUAAUAAUCACUAAAAAAGACCAUUAUAAACGUAAUACAAAAAAAAACAAGCAACUAAAACACAAUGAAGAGAAUAAUAAAAAAAAAUAGAAAAUAUUUUAUUCAAUAGCGAGGAAUAUAUAGUCAGACUUUCGAAUUACAAUAAAUUGGUUGAUGUUGUACCCUUCUCCCCAAAAAAAAAUCCAUUAAAAUUUUUAGGAAAUAGAAAUAAAAAAAAAUUGUGGAAAAAUAUUCAACCCAUUCGAUAAAAUAGUCUAUAUAAAAAAAAACUAUUUAAAAAGAAAUAUAUUACAGCAUAAAAAUGCCCAAUAAACACAAGAACAAAGUAUUUACUGAUGAAUUGACAUAAAUAGGAGUUAUUGAGAUAAAAAGAAAAGAAGUUUACUAAAUAUAUUUUACGAAAGUAUUAUGAAAGAAAAAGAAAAUCUUCUAUACACAUUACCACAAUCUAAAACAAAACGACAAAAAAAUCAUAUUUUACAAAAUAUUACUUAGGAGGUAGUAAGAAAAUGAGAAAAUGUGUGAGAGAAAAUAAGAGAAAAAAAUGAAGGAAAUAUGAUACAAGCUGGGAAAGGAGUGGCAAAAAUUAAUAUUUGGCAGAAUGAUUUCUCAAAUACAUUGUUUCAAAGAACGAAAAAAUUCAAAAUGAAAGAAUUUCAUUACUCUAUUGACGCUAUUCACAAUUGAAAAGUAAAGGAUGUUUUAACUCUUUUUAAGGCAGGUGUAAGGUUAAUUAACACUGGAGGACCAAAAGCCUUUACCACCAAUUUUGAUCUUAAUUUUCUCUAAAAAAAAAGAAAACACUUUUUUUUUUUUAAUUUUCUUUAGUAAUCCUGAAUUUGAGUUCCCUUAGAACAAAAUACAGAAUUUAUCACAAUUAAUUAAAUAAAUAAGAUUCUAUGAAGAUUUAAAAAAAAGUCAAAUUGGCAGCGAGUACCAGUUUUGUCCUCCAUCCAAAUGUUAAGUAAUUCAAGAGUAAUAUUAUAUGGGUAAUGACCUCUCAGAGAUUUUUUAUGCAAGUCCUAAAUCCAUCAGAACUAGGCCCUACAAUUUGUUUUUCUAGAUAGUCAAAUAGUUUUUUUUUUUAAAUACUUAUAAAAGAAUUUUAAAAUCUUUUUUUGCAUCAAGAGUUUUCCUGAUAUUAAGCUCCACGAAAAAUUAUAUUAUUUUGUCCUUUAACGGAUGUUGUAGAAAGAAUUCCAGUUAAAAUAAUUAUAAAUAUAUGACCCACAAUAUAAAGCUAUUAGAGUCACUUGAAGACCCCUGCUUGGCGUACAAAGAUUUAACCAAUUCUUCUCUGCAGAUGAUUUUUUUACAAUAAAUCAUUCAAAUACUUUGCAUUUAUUUUUAAGAACGAUCUUCUUUAAAAAUAUUCCAAUUUCGCAUUUUCUUCUAAUAAUUUUAUUAAAAAACAAUUGUAUCUUUUAUUUAACAUUCUCUUUUACAAAGUAAAGAAAUGUGAAUAGUGUCAUUAGAAGAAAAAUAUAAAAGCAUGUACAAUUUCACGAUUUCGCGUAUCAAAGAUUUAAGAAAAGUAAUAAACAAAAAUAUAAAAGUUGUGUUUAUGAAACAAAAAAAUAGAGAAAAUAUUUUUCUUAAAUAGAAUCUAAUAGGUAGUAAAAAAUUUAUUCAAAUCUUGAAUGAAAAUGCGAUUAAAAAACAAAAUUUCAUGAAAAAAACAUAAUAAUUCAGUGUUAAGAUCUUUCUCGACGACUCUUCGUUUUUUUUGCAAACUCCUUUCUGGGUCAGUUUUAUCAUGUACGAAAUUACAUAUAUAUUUAAAGAAAAAAAACACAAAACUAUCCAAAAAAAACCUGGCAUUAGAUGAAAAAUCAUGAAGGAGAGAAGAAUAAUGUUGAAUUUAUUUUUAAAAAUACAAAAAUGAAAAAAAGACAAAUGAGUAUGAAAAGAU
Messenger RNA from Lutzomyia longipalpis, 5681 nucleotides. It is a transcript of the gene hppy, whose product is annotated as mitogen-activated protein kinase kinase kinase kinase 5. The transcript has 9 exons. The record is from RefSeq and is a predicted model, not a curated record. The coding region runs from base 256 to 2946 and encodes 896 amino acids. Gene Ontology annotation, molecular function: ATP binding; MAP kinase kinase kinase kinase activity. Gene Ontology annotation, biological process: protein phosphorylation. Lineage: Eukaryota; Metazoa; Arthropoda; Insecta; Diptera; Psychodidae.